Molecule: messenger RNA, 8048 nt
Organism: Vitis riparia (riverbank grape)
Lineage: Eukaryota; Viridiplantae; Streptophyta; Magnoliopsida; Vitales; Vitaceae
Product: septin and tuftelin-interacting protein 1 homolog 1
Exons: 2
Coding region: 87-2678 (863 amino acids)
Biological process (GO): spliceosomal complex disassembly
Cellular component (GO): U2-type post-mRNA release spliceosomal complex
Molecular function (GO): nucleic acid binding
Source: RefSeq, a predicted model, not a curated record
CACCACUUCCUCCACCGAUCUUCCUCUCUGAAAAUUUCCCUCGACUCCGAUUUUUCCUCAGUUAGGGUUAGGGUUUGUUUCCAAAGAUGGAUGAGUAUCAAGAGAUGGAGAGCUUUGGCGUGGACAACGACUUCGAAGACGGUCAAUGGAUCAACGGCGAAUUCUACUACCGUAAGCGCAAGGACAAGCGCCACCAGACCAAAGACGACGUCCUCUAUGGUGUAUUCGCCGACUCCGAUUCCGACGACUCUUCCUCUACCAAGAAGCGCCGUAAGGACCUCUCCAACAAGACCGAUUUCACCAAGCCUGUCAAUUUCGUCUCCACCGGCGUCGUCAUACCCACUCAAGAAAUCGAACGUAAUUCCAGGGAGCAAGUCAACGAAGACGACGGCGGCGGCGGCGGCGACAGGCCCGGUUUGGGCCUCGGUUCUACCAAUUUCGGUUCAGGUAUAGGCUUUACUUCCAAUUCCGGUUCGUUUUCGAAAAAUGUUGGCAAUAACGAAGUAGAUGAACAUGAUAACGAUGAUGAUGGUUUCCUUCCCACUGCGUUCGGAAGGAAGAUUAAGGAGGGUGUCCAGCGGCGGGAGAGAGAGAGGGAGAAGUCGAAAUUAGUUAAGAAAUCUCAAGGAGGGAGAAGAGAGGCUGAAUUGGGGGAUGUCGGACGAUUUGAGAAGUUUACCAAAGGGAUUGGGAUGAAAUUGAUGGAGAAAAUGGGUUACACAGGAGGUGGUCUGGGGAAAAAUGAGCAAGGGAUUGUUGCUCCGAUUGAGGCUAAGUUACGACCCAAGAAUAUGGGGAUGGGUUUUAACGAUUACAAGGAGACGAAAUUGCCUGCAUUGCAAGAACCUGAGGAGAAGAAAUCGUUGCCUGGGACCACGCAGGCUGUGAAUAAGAGUAAAGGGAAGCUUUGGACGAAGCAAGCCAGCGGGAAGAAAAAGGACAGAUACAUUACAGCUGAGGAGUUGCUUGUGAAGAAGCAAGAGCAGGGUAUUGAAGUUGUUCAGAAGGUGUUUGACAUGAGGGGGCCCCAGGUUCGCGUUUUGACGAAUCUGGAGGAUUUGAAUGCUGAGGAGAAAGCCAGGGAAAAUGAUAUACCAAUGCCUGAACUUCAGCAUAAUGUGAAGUUGAUUGUGAACUUAGCUGAGCUUGAUAUACAGAAGUUGGACAGGGAUUUGAGGAAUGAGAGAGAGACAGUGGUGAGCUUGCAGAUGGAGAAGGAGAAGUUACAAAAAGAGGCAGCUCAUCAGAAGACACAGUUGGAUAAUACAGAACAAAUAGUUAGUGUAUUGGACAUAAUAAGUGAGGAGAAUUCAGUAGGAAAAUUGACAUUGGAUUCACUUGCAAAGUAUUUUGGUGAUUUACGAAGGAGAUUUGCCGAAGAUUACAAACUUUGUAAUCUGUCAUGCAUUGCUUGCUCAUUUGCUCUCCCUUUACUUAUUAGAGUGUUCCAGGGAUGGGAUCCCCUUCAAAAUCCAUUGCAUGGCUUGGAAGUGAUGUCCUCAUGGAAAAAUCUAUUGCAAGGAGGGGACGAUAUUUUUGAUCUCUCUGAUGUGGGAUCACCUUAUACACAGUUGGUUAUGGAAGUUGUUUUACCUGCUGUAAGAAUAUCUGGAAUCAACACUUGGCAAGCCAGGGACCCUGAACCGAUGCUUCGCUUUUUGGAGUCAUGGGAAAAAUUGCUUCCUUCCUCAGUCCUUCAAACCAUGCUCGACAACAUUGUUUUGCCUAAAUUAUCUUCUGCUGUAGAUGUGUGGGACCCACGUAGGGAAACCGUUCCAAUCCAUGUUUGGGUGCAUCCAUGGCUACCACUGUUGGGUCAGAAGUUGGAGAGUUUAUAUUGGAAGAUAUGUGAUAAAUUGGGCAAUGCUCUUCAAGCAUGGCAUCCUAGUGAUGGGUCUGCUUACACUAUCCUGUCACCUUGGAAGACAGUUUUUGACUCUACAAGUUGGGAGAGACUUAUGGUUCGAUCAAUAAUUCCGAAAUUGAUGAAUGUACUGCAAGAAUUUCAAGUAAACCCAGCAAGUCAGAACCUCGAUCAGUUCCAUUGGGUCAUGUCUUGGGCUUCUGUAAUUCCAAUUCAUCGCAUGGUUGAAUUGUUGGAACUUCAUUUCUUCCCAAAGUGGCAGCAGGUUUUGUACCAUUGGUUGUGUUCAGGCCCAAACUUUGAAGAGGUUACACAAUGGUAUUUGGGUUGGAAGGGACUCUUGCCCCAAGAACUUCUUGCGAAUGAACAGAUCCGCUAUCAGCUUAAUAUUGGUCUUGACAUGAUGAACCAGGCUGUUGAAGGUAUGGAGGUGGUCCAACCUGGUUUGCGAGAGAACAUUAGCUAUCUUCGGGUGCUUGAACAACGGCAGUUUGAGGCUCAGCAGAAAGCAGCUGCAGAUGCUCGACUGCAAGCUGCCGCGAGUCUGGGUGGCACCACCCAGAUGGAUGGCAUUGGAGGUGUGCUUGAGAUGAGUUUGAAAGAAGUUAUCGAGGCACAUGCACAACAGCAUGAAUUGCUGUUUAAGCCUAAACCUGGCAGAAUGUAUAAUGGUCACCAGAUAUAUGGCUUUGGUAACAUAAGCAUAAUAGUGGACUCUCUAAAUCAAAAGGUAUUUGCCCAACAUGAAGAGAGAUGGUCCUUGGUAACCCUGGAGCAGCUGCUGGAGAUGCACAAGAAUUCUAUUUUGAAGUGACACAGAGUUUAGGUGUUUUUUUGAAGAGUUCUUGGAUGCAAAGUGGCUCUAGGGUGGCACUGUGGCAGCAUUUCAGCUGUUGGGCUAUUGUUGCAGUCCUUUGGCUGUGCUGUAUGGGAUUUCAAUUCAAGCAUUAAACAGUUAAUUGGACACUUGGGGCACCUGUAGCUGUGACAAUUUUGGAAAGACUGCUAUAAGGUAAUGCAGAAAAUUCUCUAUGAGUGUAGUUUGGUAAGGUACCCCAAUCCAAAAUCAAUAUUUAAGUACUCAAAAAAUUUUAAACCAUAAUUCACACAAGUUGGGAUUGUUGAUAUCUUUGUUGAGUUUCUUGCCAUUUGUCAGUUGUCAGUACUAAAUCUUACUAAUCACUUUCAUAUCAUAUUGAUUAGUACAUUACUUGACUUGAAAAUGAAUCACAUAUAAUCAUUAUGAUCAUUUGAUUCUGGUCAAAUUAUCUUCAUGGUGCCCAAAUUUGUAUAUCUUUGCUGUUAUAAACUAUAAUUGGCUGUAAUAGCAUGGUAACAAAAAUUCAAGUGGUCGUAAGAGCAGCAGUUACUGGUUGAUUUCAGCUACAAAAUUCCUGUUGUGCGUUAAAAACAUAAGAUAUUAAUAACUUAAAAGUAGAAAACUCCAACAACUGUAAUUUGACUCAACAAAUUCUUUUAUACCAACUAGCACACUUCAAUUAUAUGAAUCUUGUUAUUUAUUUUCCUCAAUCUAAUAUCGAGUCUUAUAUCCAAAUGUAAUGUAGUUGUAGUAGUAUUGGUUGUGAGUGUAUAUUUUGUUUGUGGGUGUGUGUGAAGUUAUGAAUGAAUGAUACAUUUUUCUUGGACUGCUGUUUUUUAGGCGCUUGUUUAUAUUAUUCUUAUUUCCUAUAAAAAAAAAAGUUAUGAAUGUCUGAUAUAUUUGUCCAUACUUAAAAGAACUGAUCUACUUUAGAAAUGUUUUAGUUCCUAUACAAGAUACACUAGUCCCUCAGCAUUCUGAGAGUGCUCAGGCUAGUGUGUCCAAACAUUUUAUCCAUAUGCCUGCAGUAAUCUACUACUGGCAUCCGCCUUUGUCUCAAAUAUAUAAAUUGCAACCUUGGCUGGCUCUGUGGUUGGCUUCUUUUUAAGGGCAUGGCAAAUUUAUCACAAACAUUUUUGAAGGCAAUUGUUCUAAUCUUUUCAAUUUGGACCUAUCUAUUUUCACUAGUCAGCUACUAAUACUGUGUUCCUUGCAAUUCAUACAUUAGAAAUUAGAAGCUGUUGAUUUUUGCUUCUACCCUCUCUAUGAAGGAUUGCAAAUGAUGGUGAUUAGUAAAAUAACAUCUGGUAUUUGAAUUGUGUUGGUAAUUACAUAAGAUUGCACAGUGAUGGAGGCCUCCAAAAGAAUCUGGAUCAAAUCAUGAAAAUCAUAGUAUGUGAAAUGUUGAAGAUGGUGCAGAGAUGAAGCUCCUUAAUAUAUAUGAAAUAGUUUUGUUUAUAUGCUAUGAAUUAUACACGAAAUUUCAUUUCAAAUAAUAGAAAGUUGCAAACAGCUUUGAUCAUUGAAAUUUGUAUCUUGCUUAUGGAUUUUCUCAUGAAUCCCAGGAGAACAUGCAAUUAUCUUAAUUAUGUCACUUUUAAGUUUGAAUGACUUUUGGUAGUUCUUGAGAAUGGGAAUGUUUUCUUUUUCCUUCGUCUGAAUGCAAAUAACCUUUUUUAUAAAUAAAAAUUUUAACUACAUGCUGAUCCAGUAGGGUGUGUGUAGUUUUUCUUGAUAAUUCCAAAUUGUCCCUUCAUGACUAAAUUCAUUUAGUUGCAUGUGAAAAUGAACAAGUUCCAGAUUUCAAUUGUCUGUAGUAUAUAUCAUCUGAUUAUUUUUUAAUUUCAUUUCUCAUGCAUGUAUCAAACCUUGAAACCCUUUUUCUAGUUUUCAAAGCUCAGACUAAUUCCUCUCUUCUGUUUUUGCACUUGAAAACCUUUGUAGUCAUGUGAACAGUUGCCAAUAUAAGCUGUUUGGAGUGAGUAGUUUUUUGUUUGCCCUUUCCCUAUUUUUUGGCCAUCUUUUGGUGGCCAUUGUAUAUAUAUGUAUACUUUGGUGCACUCUUUUUUAUGCUUUUUAUGCAUUUCUUGUUUACCUAUUAAAAAAAGAAAGAAAAAAAAAGCUGUUUGGAGCAGAGAAUUCAUAAUUUUUAGGACUUAAAAGUAUUUUAACAGUUGUUAUCAAGCUCGGAGCUCCAAAACAAUCCAAUGUCUUCUGGUUAAUGGAGCUGACUGAUUCUGAGCAUCCUAAAGUGGGAAUGAUAGUUAUUGAUUCCUAGUCUCCAUUUCUGUAAUUGGUCUGAAUCUCAUUUUCAUUUCCUCCACUCCUCAAAGCAUGGAGACCUCAGUUUAAUUAUGAUUGGCUUCAUGAUAAGUACCAUGCUUGCAAAUGUGGUUAAUCACUAUUGUAUUUCCUUAAUAUCAGUGAGUAGAUUAAUUAUAUGCUGCCCAUUUCCCCGAAAAGUGCAUCUAUGCUGAGUAGCCAUCCAUGUUCUUAAAAUUUGUGCUGCAAUUAUCAUUUGAGUUUCUUUCAGAAAUCAUUUUUCAUGAUUAUCUAUAGUUUAGAAGACAUUAGACCAAACUAAUCUCGAAAUUGUCCUCAAUCUCAUACCAUACACAUGGGGUGAGAAUAUCACAAAAUGCUCAUGAAACUUAGGAGGGUUGUUUUACAUUACACAUGACAUGUUGCAACAAAUUUCGUGUGCCCAGAAGAUGUUUUUAUCUGUAAAUAGAAUGUUGUUGCUGCUCCAAUACUUGAUUAAUUUCCUAGGGCAUGGAGCUUGAAUGUGAGAAUUGGAGGAAACAAAAUCGCUUGUGUUGCCCAUGCUGGAUGGUUGAGCAAAUGAUUUGGUUUUCUCCUAUUUCUCACCUUCAAUAUUUUUGUGAGCACAUUGGCUAUAGGUUAUUCAACAACUUGUAUCAACUUUUUAGUUGUCUAAUAAUGAUGUUGAUGCUGAUAUUGAUAUUGAUAUUAAUAUAGACACGAUCAGUGGAGGGUUGGAUGAGAUUAAUUUUUCUUUAGGAUGCAUUUUGUUUGUGACUAAAUUAGGAAAUGGAUACCAUAUUUGGAUGCUAGUUUGCAGGUAUCUUAAAAUAAGCCACUCCAUCAAUAAUUACUUUCCAAUCUUUGUUUCCUAUUGAGUAGCCAAUCGGAUCAAACAAAUAGAUUAGUAGAUUACUAGUUUAAUGUCCACAAACAAACUACUCUAUAAAACCAAACAACCAAACAAAAGUGAAUAAGAUGAAACAUGAUUCAGAUGCCCCAAUAUAUAAUACAUAAAAAUCAGAUAAAAUGUGAUUCACAUGCCCAAGAUAUGUAUAAUACAUAAAAAAAUUUUGCUCCAUCUUAUAAGCUCAUAAUCAGUGUGUUUUAACUCUUGCUAAGAAAGUUUUAAGGUCUUAGCCCUCACAUCAUCCUCUGUAGUUAUUCCUGAUUUGAAAAAUAAAUCGAUGUUGUUUUCCCUUUUGUUAUUAUAUACACUAACAUUUUAUGAUGUCUACCAUGAAACCAUACAAAAUCAAUAUUUCACCAGCAUGGCCUCCAUCCUGCCCUUCCGCGCUGCGUUUUUUAGUUUCUCCAAUGCAACAAGUCCAACUUGCCGUACCCUCUCUCUUGAUAACCCUAUGCUGAAGAGUUGACACAUACCAUUGUCAAAAGAGCUGGAUUCAGAAAGAAGAAAGUAGCUUUUCUGUGCACCAAACAGGUAAGUGCAGAUUUAACUAGUUGAUAAACAGACCUAGAGUUUGACUUUGAUAUUUAUAGACCAAGUUUGAAUCCAGUUUCUAGUUUAGCAAAUGAUACUAACCGUUUACUGAUGUCCUCCCAUGUGAGGCAUUCAUUAUCCAGACCAUAGUAAAGACGUAUAAUAUCUCUCUCCCGUUCCCCAAGCGUCGUGUUAAUCAGCUUGUUUACUUCAUCCUGAAAGCAUACAGUUCAGAAUGUAAAUACAGCUUUAGAAGUUGUUGCAUCCAUGUGUAAAGCUAAAUGGAAGCUAUAAUCUUAUCUUAAAAGGUGAGAAGUGCAAGUAAAUUCUCCCCUGGAUAUAAUCAUGGGAAUUUUCAUAUUUAUACGUCAUUGCAUUUCUAACUUAUCCUUUCAUUCUGUUAUUGCUAGUAGUACCUUGAGUGCCCACUCGUCUACACCAUGCCAGGGGUUGUUCUCAAGGCGAACAUCUGCAAUAUACUGAGAAGAUGAAGAUGGAAAAGCAGUCAAUACAAACCAGUAGCUCAAGGUAAUGCAAUGGUGAUUUCAAAAUCUGCAGUAAUAUUUACACUGUGAAGGGUUUCUCCAGGAAGACCAUUCAAAGAGGGGAAUGCUUCUCGAUCAAGUGAGAACACCUUACUGAUGGCCUGCAUACAACAUGAGAUUUGACGGUGAGCAUGGACAGAAAAAAGAAUGGGGAAAGGGGUAUGAAUGAUAGACGGAACGAUGCAGGAUUGAAAUGUUAUGUUGGGUACCUCAGUUGCGUUCCUAACUUUCUUCUGGGACAUGUUCAAGCAUUCGGCGAUUCUCUGAAAGUAGGAAGGGAAAAAGUGAGUAGAAACUGGAGAAGCAAUCUAGAAAUGUAAAGAAAAAAAGAAGCAUCAUCAUCUUGGUAACUAUACUUACAUCGAUGGAUGGAGUGAUUCCUUUCUCUUCGAGUCUAAUUUUGGCAUUGCGGAUUAAACUGAGUCUUUCAUGGAGAUGAGAAGGCAAUCUGAGGGUUCUUGAAUUCUCAACUAAUGCUCUGGAGACACCCUGAAAACAAGAGGAGAAAAAGAAACUUGAAGCUUGGAGUAAUGGAAGAGAGAAGAAAUGAGGGUUUUUGAGUAUCGCGUGUUGAUUACCUGGCGUAUCCACCAGUAGACAUAAGUGGAAAUUUUGAAGCCCUUGGAAGAAUCAAACUUCUCAAUGCCACGAAGGAGUCCGAUCAAGCCACCCUAUCAAAGAGAAAAGAGGGGAAUGAGAAACAAGGAUUACCAGAGAAUGAUCCAAAUGGGUAGAGUACCUGAACAAGGUCGGCCAUUUCAGCACCCAUGUUAUCAUAUCUUUGAGCAAUAGACAUGACUAAACGAACAUUGCUCAUGGCUAGUUUCUCUCUCGCCAAACUGCACUCUAUCAGUUUGGACUGCAACUCCGCCCUCGACAUCCUCAACGAUGCCGCCACUUGUUCAUCUGUUGGCUCGCUUCCUAUUCUUUCCUUCAGUCUACACCACCCAAAUUACCAUCAUUAACACCACCAUUCCCAUGCUAAGACCAUGUUUGGUUUUCGUGGGAAAUAAAUAUACAAAGGAAAUAAAAUUUUUUUCUUUUUUUCUUUUUUAUAUAAAAUUUGAGCGAAUUGUUAAAGAAUGUAUUUCAUCCAAUUUUCUUCAUUUUCUUGUA